Molecule: messenger RNA, 16165 nt
Organism: Anastrepha obliqua
Lineage: Eukaryota; Metazoa; Arthropoda; Insecta; Diptera; Tephritidae
Gene: trol
Product: basement membrane-specific heparan sulfate proteoglycan core protein
Exons: 49
Coding region: 462-15077 (4871 amino acids)
Biological process (GO): cholesterol homeostasis; homophilic cell-cell adhesion; receptor-mediated endocytosis involved in cholesterol transport
Cellular component (GO): plasma membrane; axon
Molecular function (GO): calcium ion binding; cell-cell adhesion mediator activity
Source: RefSeq, a predicted model, not a curated record
CAACGCCAGCGCAAGCGACAGUGACGACGCCAGCAGCGCUACAUCGACAUCGACAUCGAGUCCGACGAAGCCGAAAAGGAAGUCUUGAGCUACAUUCGGUUGUGCGCCGUCGUGCGGUACGGACGUCAAUUACGGUUCGCUUGUGGUGUUCUUCACAAGUGCCAUACAGAAAAGCAAAUUACAUAAUUUGUAGAAACAAACCCAAAAAACAACAACAAAUGUCUCACUAUUUCAGAAUUUACUUGUAGUUUUUGCAGUCAUAAACAAAUAAAAGCAAAAGAGGAUUAAAAAAACUAGCAAAAGUUUCAAGCACGUCGCGCCAACUUUUGUUUAUUAAAAUUUUUAGUUUGCAUUAUUUUUCAAAUACUUUUAAAAUUUCAUUUGGCGUUGACAUUAAAUUUUCCAAGUGAAAAUAUUCACGCACACAAUCAACCGACCGCAUACAGACGGCGAAAAGCAAAAUGGGGUCUCAAGUACCCCAAAGUGGGACGUCCGCGAGGAUUGCCUCGAUGAUUUUCAAAGUGGUGGCCGUGCUGCUGAUAUUGCAUGCCACAUGUGUCACCUACCAUACCGCAACGGCUAAGCAACUAAGCAACGCCGACUUCACCAUAGAUGACACCUUCGACAUUGAUCAGUUUGAUGAAGCACCCGUCGCCAACCCAAAUGUCUUAUUGACGCGCAACACGCGCGAUCUCGACACACAAUCCAUGUUGGAGGACGAAUUGCAACCAGUCGCGGCCGAGGAGGAUGCUGAGGCUAACAGCAGCUGGCUACUGAAGGGUGUGACGCGCGUGCGCCGCGAGCUGAGUCGCCUAUUCGGCAAAACGGAAGACAAGUCAGCCAAGCAGGCCCACCAUCGCCGCAAUCAUAACCAGGGCGGCAAGGAGGUGCACCACAAGCAUCCAAAGCACAAGCCACAUAAAAGUAAGCGAGUCAACAAGCACCCACAAGGUAAUGCCCAGAAUACCGUGAAACAUUUAGCGAAGAAACACUCGAAACGACAGAGCGAUUACGAUGGCUCCGGCGAUGGUGAUGAGGAUUUUGGUACUACGCCAUUAGCGAUUUGGCGUACACAAUUCAUCAUUACAGAGCCAUGGAACGUGGCGUAUGCCGAUCACAAGAGCAAGGAAUUCCUUGAGUUGCAUCGUCAAUUAGAGAUUUCUUUCCGCGAACUUUUCCAAUCCACGCACAAUGAUGAGGACUUUGACAUCAGUCCAACAUUAUUGACAGUAAUUCAACACAAUGACAGCUUCAAGGUGUACGUCAUCGUACAGCUGGAACUGCCUGAAGAGGUCACAAAUUUCAACGAAGUGUUCGCCAAUCAAAUUGCUCGCUACAACCGUUUGGGCAAUUUGGGCGUCGAGGCCGAUAAUCGCUACUACUUUAGACUCGUGCGUGACAUGAAUGAACCACUCGAUUACGGUUAUGAUACACCAAUUGAGUAUGACGGUGAAGAUGGCGGCGUGAAUGGGAAUGACAAUGGUGCCGAAGGUGGUUUCGACGCUGAAGGUAACGGCGAAGUUAUAGAUGAAAAUGAGUUGCCUGUUACCUCCAACUACCAGUACGACUGUGAUCAUAAUCCGGAUGGCGAAUUCCAAUGCUCAGAUGGUUCACUCAUAGCUUGUGCUGACCAUUGCAACCGCUAUCCUGAUUGUCCAGAUGGAUCUGAUGAGGAGGCGGAUUUAUGCCAACCGAUAUAUGAAGAAGAGGAUCGCCGCCAAGCGGAACAAGAUCAGCGUGAGCGCGCCGAAGAAGGACAACGGCAACGCGCAGAUGAGGAACGCCGUUUAGCGGAAGAAGAGGAAGCACGCCGUCGCGCUGAAGAAGAAGAUGAAGCGUUGCGUUUAGCCGAGCGGGAGGAAGACGAACGACGACGUGCAGAAGAAGAACGUCGUUUGUACGAAGAGGCAGAAGAGCGUCGUCGCAUGGAAAAAGAAAGAGAAGGGGAGGUGAGCGGAAGUGAGAAUCAACCACAGCCAAAUGAAAAUGAUGAAGAAGAUGAACGUGCACGUGCUGAACAAGAGGAAGAGGAACGCCGCCGCGCUGAAUAUGAAGAAGAGGAGCGUCGUCGUGCCGAAGAAGAACGUAUUCGUGCUGAACAAGAAGAAGAGGAACGUCGUCGUACUGAAUAUGAAGAAGAGCGUCGUCAUGCCGAAGAUGAACGUCUACGUGCUGAACAAGAAGAAGAGGAACUCCGUCGCGCUGAAGACGAACGUCUACGUGCUGAAUAUGAAGAAGAAGAACGUCGUCGUUAUGAAUACGAACGUGGCCGAGACCCUUACGAAGAACCUGUUGACUCCGAAACACCCAUACGACCUGCACAACCCGAUGUCACUGAAGUACCUGAAGGCGUUUCUCAUGGCUCUGAUGUUGAUGAGGGUUCUGGCGACGACAUGCAUGACAUAUCGACGGAUCGCUCUACAAAUUUCACACCAUUCGGUUGCCGCGGUGAUGCUUCGUUCACUUGCGCCGAAAGCGGUGUGCAGAUAUGUGACGAACAACGUUGCGAUGAUCACGAAGACUGUCCAGAUGGUGAAGACGAAAUAGGAUGCUCCGAAGAGGAAGAAGACUAUGAAAAGGUUUGUGCCGAAUACGAAUUUAAAUGUGAUGAACGUUGUUUGCCCCGUGAGUACCUAUGCAAUGGCGCAGAGGAAUGUCUCGAUGGCUCUGAUGAGGCGAACUGCCCAACCGUGGAAGCGAAAGAAUGCUCAUCGAAUGAGUACAGAUGUCGUGCCGGCAAUUGCAUUGACAGUGCGCGUCGCUGUGAUCGCGUGCGUGACUGCCCCGAUGGCGAUGAUGAGGACGCCAGCUGCCUUAUCGGUUGCCGCGAGGACGAAUACCUUUGCAGGGAUGGCCAACGCUGCAUUAGCAGCACGAAGGUUUGCGAUCGCGUGACCGACUGCAUAGGCGGUGACGAUGAGGACCAAUGUGAAGGCAGUGGUGAGUCCGAAUGCAGAUACAACGAAUUCCAAUGCGACAACGGUCAGUGCAUACCGAUGCGUGAGUUAUGCGAUAAUAUCUAUGAUUGCGUAGAUUAUUCAGAUGAGAAGGAUUGUGCUAUUGAGGAUAUUGAGCGGAACAUCUUCGACGAGGAUGAAAUCAUACGCGAAUACGCGCCACACCAGCGCAAACCCGCCCCGACAGAGGGACCCUCGCUCGAUGGUCUGGACGCGCAAGAGUACUACCUCGUUCAGCAGAACCUCUAUCAAAAGGCCAGCGCGCGGAAUCCCUGCAACAGUCAGCAAUUCAGGUGUGGCAACAAUGUUUGCAUACCAUUGCAACUGCGUUGCGACGGUUUCUACCACUGCAAUGAUAUGACGGACGAGUAUGGCUGCGAUCAGUACAAUGCCGAUAAGCGUCGCACCACAGCGCGGCCCUCCAAUUUGAUGCGGACGACGGAGGCUGGACAGAUGAUACCAUGGUGGCGCACCACGGCUGCCACAACAACGCCGCGACCAACAGCUGGUAGAUGGAACACGACGUUCCCAACCACAACGCGUAUUGCUACCACCGUAGCGCCUAGCUACAACAAUACAUGUCUCGAGAAUAUUGAGUUUACGUGCCAAAAUGGCGAUUGCAUUCCAAUCGAGAGCGUUUGCGAUGGCACAGCUGAUUGCGCGCGUCGCGAAGACGAGGACUAUAAUUUGUGCACCUGCAGCAACGACAAGUGGAAAUGUUUGCACGGCGGCGGUUGCAUACCGAAAACGCAAGUCUGCGAUGGCAAACGACAGUGCAAGGAUGGCAGCGACGAAAGUAUUUGUCAUUUUCAUGCUAAAUAUAAUAAGACACGCAUUGCCAAUGAAUGCCUUAGCUUUCAGUAUCAAUGCGCCGAUGGUAUCUGCAUUUCGGGUUACAAACGCUGCAACGGCAUUACCGAUUGCGUUGAUGGUUCCGACGAAAUAAAUUGCCCGUUGAAUUACGAUGACGCAAAUUACGAUUUCGAACCGGAUCCAGCGCUCAGCGAAUGUGAUAUUUAUGAAUUUGAGUGCGACUACUCGCUGUGUAUACCGAUCGAAAAGAGAUGCGACGGUUAUCCGGACUGCAAUGACGAGACCGAUGAAUUUAACUGCCCGCCGUUUACAGCAUGGACGGGCAACGCGCGGCCACUAUUACCAGCGCCAACAACACCAACAAUACUCGAUUGCCCGCCACUCAAAAUCCGCUGCAACAGCACCUGCGUCGAUUGGAGCCUGCAAUGCGAUGGCAAAAUCGAUUGCGACAAUGGGUUUGACGAACGAGAUUGUAAUGUACGUGAAAACGAAAUAAUAUUGCCCAUAUCAAAUAAAACCUGCCGCGGCUACCAGUGGCAAUGCGACAACUUCGAGUGCAUUAAUAGAAAUUAUCUGUGUGACGGGCGCGAAGAUUGCACUGACGGAUCGGAUGAGUCGCCCAAGCAAUGCCGAAAAGAGGAAGCCAUUCGCCACUCACCGGAAGACUGUUCGGCGGAUCAAUUCUUCUGCGACGAUGAAUGCCACCACGGAUCGAUACGCUGUAACGGUUAUAGCGAUUGCACUGACGGCAGCGAUGAGAUCAACUGCAUGUCUUAUCCACCUACGCGAAGGCCUGUGCCGAUCUACCCAUGUCCGAUACACACCUGCCCGAAUGGCAAAUGCUACUCGGAGAGCGAACGUUGCGAUGGCUCACGCGACUGUGACGACGGUGCCGAUGAGGCAAAUUGCUGUGCCGCCAAUCAGUUCCGCUGCCGUAACGGUGAUUGUGUUUCGGGCAGUGCUUAUUGCAAUGGUUAUCGUGAUUGUCGCGACGGCUCGGACGAGGAGGACUGCUCGGAGCCCAGCUAUGAUGCGGGACGCGGUUGCUCCGUUUCGCAGUUCCGUUGCAGCAACGGGCAGUGUAUCAAUGCGGCGGCGCGUUGUGACGGCUACACCGAUUGUGCCGACAGUUCGGAUGAGCUUUCGUGCAGAGUUCCAGACGCAUCACCGUCCAAUCCACAAUUGAAUCUGAGGACCUACCCUGAUAGUCAAAUUAUCAAAGAAAGUCGUGAAGUCAUCUUCCGUUGUCGUGACGAAGGUCCAGUGCGCGCCCGUGUCAAAUGGACCCGCCCUGGCGGUCGCCCACUGCCAAUAGGUUCACGAGACAAUGGCGAUGGUCGUCUGGAGAUUCCAAACAUUCGCUCUGAGGACUCUGGUCAAUAUAUUUGUGAAGCUGCUGGCUAUCCCCGUCAUGUGCCUGGACAACAAGUUACCGUACAUUUGACCGUUGAAAAAUCCAAUCCCACGAACGACCGACCCCCCACAGCUUGUCGCGCAAACCAGGCUACUUGUCGGAACAACGAAUGUAUCGACAAAUCUCAAAUCUGUGACGGCAUCCCACACUGUUCGGACGGUUCUGAUGAAGAGAGCUGUAGCCACGGCCUCAAAUGUCAGCCCAAUCAGUUCAUGUGUCGCAACUCGCGUUGUAUUGAUCGCAUCUGGCGCUGUGACGGUGAAGACGAUUGCUUCGACAACUCCGAUGAAGAUAGCUGCGAUCCCGAGCCAAGUGGUGCGCCAUGCCGCUAUGACGAAUUCCAAUGCCGCAGUGGCCAUUGCAUUCCCAAAAACUUCCAGUGUGACGACACAAAUGAUUGUAUCGAUGGUACCGAUGAAAUCGGUUGCAUGGCUCCUGCUCCAAUUCGUCCACCACCACCUUACAUUCGCCUGCAACAAGGUGAUCCAUUGAAUUUGACUUGUGUGGGUACCGGUGUACCAGUGCCACUGAUCGUCUGGCGUUUGAACUGGGGUCACGUACCCGAAAAAUGUGUCGCAAAGAGCCACGCUGGCACCGGCACACUCUACUGCCCCGAUAUGGAUACUCAGGACCAAGGUGCCUACUCUUGUGAAAUACUCAACUCGAAGGGACGCAACUUUGUGACUCCCGAUACUCAGGUGACCGUCGAUGCUCGUGAACAUGUGGAUGUUUGUCCCGCUGGCUUCUUCAACAUGCUCGCUCGUCGCCAAGAUGAAUGUAUCAACUGCUUCUGCUUUGGCAUAUCGAAGUCUUGUAAGAGCGCUAAUCUCUACAACUUUGCCAUCCAACCGACAAUAAUUUCGCACAAGGUCAAGAACGUUGAACUUAACCCAUACAGUGACAUUAUCAUCAACGAUGCACAAUCGCCCGAUAUUCUCAGUCAUCAUCAUGGCGUGCAGUUCCGCGUAUCCGAUGUGGGAUAUAAUAGUCGCGAGCAGCCGUAUUUGGCGCUGCCUAACGAAUACAUGGGCAACCAGCUAAAGUCUUAUGGCGGCUAUCUGCGCUAUGAGGUUAACUACAUGGGUAAUGGACGCCUCAACCAGGCCCCAGAUGUCAUAAUCACUGGAAAUGGAUUUACGCUCACACAUCGCGUACGCAGUCAACCAGAACCAAACGUCAACAACAAGAUCUCAGUACAAUUUAACUCUGGAAACUGGUACAAGACUGACGGGCGUCGUGCUACACGCGAAGAGAUUAUGAUGGUUUUGGCUAAUGUGGACAACAUCCUCAUACGCUUGAGUUACAUUGACGCCACUGAACGUGAAGUAGAGCUCACCAAUAUUGUAAUGGACUCAGCUGGUCUGGACGACCAAGGUUUGGGCUCAGCUUCAUUGGUCGAAAAAUGCGCCUGUCCACCCGGUUACGUUGGUGACUCUUGCGAAUCUUGUGCGCCUGGUUAUGUACGCGAGAAGUAUGGUCCUUGGUUGGGCCGCUGCGUACCGUUCGUUCCGGAGCCUUGCCAACCUGGUACCUAUGGCGAUCCCGGUCGUGGCAUACCAUGCCGUCAAUGCCCAUGCCCACAAACUGGCGCCAAUAACUUUGCCAGCGGUUGUCAACUCAGCCCUGACGGUGAUGUUACCUGCAACUGCUACGAGGGGUACACAGGCAGACGUUGUGAGAUCUGCGCACCUGGCUACCAAGGCAACCCGCUGAUCCCAGGUGGCAGCUGCCACCGCAUACCAGAGAGCACAUGUAACGCCGAGGGCACUUACUAUCCACAUCCUAACGGCACAUGCGAGUGUAAGCCACUGGUGGUCGGCCCACGUUGCGACACCUGCGCACCUGAAUCCUUCCAUUUGAAUGCUUUCACUUAUACCGGUUGCAUUGAGUGCUUCUGCAGUGGUCUGACAAAACAAUGUUCCAGCAGCAGUUGGUAUCGUGACCAGGUAUCUUCGAACUUUGGACGCUCUCGCGCACCGCACGGUUUCAACCUUAUUCGAGACUACGAAACCUCUCAACCAUCCCAAGUUAGCUUCCAACAGGCCAAUAGUGCGCUACAAUUUAGUCAACAAUCCACCUCUGAUCCGCUCUACUGGAGCCUGCCAGCGCCAUUCCUUGGCGACAGGAUCACUGCCUACGGCGGUAAACUCUCCUACAAUCUCAGCUACAACCCACUGCCAGGCGGACUUAUGUCCCGCAACAACGCACCCGAUGUGGUUAUCAAGAGCGGUGAAGACUUGACAAUUAUUCACUACCGUAAAGCGGGCGUAAACCCCAACCAACCCAGCUCUUACUCUGUGCCGAUUAUCGAAAGCGCCUGGCAGCGUUCCGACGGACAAGUGGUCAAUCGCGAACACUUGUUGAUGGCGCUUUCGAAGAUCGAUGCGAUCUACAUCAAGGCCACUUACACCACCAGCACGAAGGACGGUCAGCUUACGCACGUUUCGCUUGACAUUGCUACACAGAACAACAUCGGUACACAACGCGCUUUCGAAGUGGAGGAAUGCCGCUGUCCAGUAGGCUACAUUGGUUUAUCCUGCGAGCGGUGUGCACCUGGCUACAAACGUGACACUGAGGCCGGUCUCUAUUUGGGUGUCUGCGAACCAUGCGAUUGCAAUGGACACUCAAACCAAUGCGAUGCUGAAACUGGUGUUUGUAUGAAUUGCGACCAUAAUACCGCCGGCGAGUUCUGCGAGCGCUGCGCACCUGGAUAUAAUGGUAAUGCCUCCGGUAGGACGCCAUACGACUGCUCACCUGAUAGUGGACCAAGCCCCUACCCACCACCAGCACCGGGCAAUCAGACACAAUGCAGUUACUGUAACCGCGAUGGUACUGUGUCUUGCGACGGCGGCUACUGUGCCUGUAAACCUAAUGUAGUGGGUCCAUACUGCGACCAGUGCCGACCAGGCACGUAUGGCCUCUCCGAACGCAACCCCGACGGCUGCGAAGAAUGCUACUGCUCCGGCAAGAGCAGCCGUUGCAACUCUGCUUCCCUGUACCGCCAACUCAUACCUGUCGACUUCAUCAGCAGUCAGCCAUUGAUCACAGAUGGCGAAGGCAAUAUUGUGGACACUGAAAAUCUAAGCUUCGACCUACCCACCAACAUGUACACCUACAGCUUCACUUCGUACACGGAGAAAUACUGGAGUCUGCGCGGCUCUGUACUAGGCAACCAGCUCUACUCAUAUGGCGGACAUCUAUCCUACGCUCUAGAUGUGGACUCAUAUGGCCACUAUGAACCAGGAACUGAUGUCAUACUCAUUGGAAAUGGCAUGAAAUUGCUCUGGUCGAGAUCUAGCGAUGAACAAGAAGACACCGAGUACCGCGUGCGCUUGCAUGAAGACGAAAACUGGCUACGCAACGAGCGCGGCCACUCAGUGCGUGCCUCGCGUUUGGAUAUAAUGAGCGUACUAGCCAACCUUGAGCACAUAUUGAUACGUGCCACACCCAAAAUACCAACCACACGCACUAGCAUACGCGACGUAAUACUCGAAUCCGCCGUGGAGCAUCGCACACCCGACGCGCAACUGGCCGUCGAAGUAGAGGUCUGCAGCUGCCCCGCCGGCUACUCAGGCAACUCGUGCGAAAAGUGCGAACCACUACACUACAAGGACAGUUAUGGCAGCUGCGUGGCAUGCCCGUGCCGCGAAGACACCACCGUCGGCUGCAGCCUACAAAACAAUGGCGAAGUGCUCUGCCAGUGCAGAUCAGGCUACUCCGGCCAACAGUGUCAAAUUGAUGUUAAAGCAAAUAAAAACGAAAGCUCUGAAAAAUCAACACUCAUUGACAAACCGGAUAGUCUAGUGUGCGUCUGCUGCAAUGACUAUCACGUGGACCUCGUGCCAAAUGUCACAAUCGCAUACAAUGAAACACUGCAGUUGUUUAGGGGUAACCGAAAAAUAGGCAACAUUACGAAACUACGACUCGACUGCAAUCGGCGAGAUGACUAUGAACGCCCUACUCAGGCGUCACCAACACCCGCGCCACAACCCGACUACAAAACGCAAAUUACCGUCUCGAUUGCACCACCUGAGAUUACCAUCAUACCGAUUGGGGGCUCACUGACGUUGUCGUGCACCGGUCGCAUGGCCUGGAGUGGCGUACCCGUCUUCGUGUCUUGGUCGAAGCUCAAUGGUCGCCUGCCAUAUAACGCCGAAGAGGAUGGCGGUGUCUUGCGUUUGUAUGACCUGCAAAUCUAUGACUCCGGUGUGUACAUCUGUCGCGCAGUGAACAACCAGACGCAGCGCGUUUUCGAAGAUCAGAUUUCCAUCACAAUAACAGAGGAUUCUCAACGUACACCGUCACAGAUCAUCAACCUGCCACAAGUCAUUUCCUUCGAGGAGUACCAGCCCAACGAGAUUUACUGCGAAGUUAACGGUCAUCCUACGCCAACUGUCACCUGGACGCGCGUCGACGGUCAAAUGUCCCUCGAAGCUCACACAGAUGGCUCCCGUUUGAUCUUCGAUGCACCACGUAAAUCCGACGAGGGCAGAUAUCGCUGCCAGGCCACCAACGAAAUCGGCAUCGAUGAGAAGUACACGCAAGUGUAUGUACACAUUGCGCCACCCCAACCACCUCCGCCACCACGUGAACUUGUCUACAUCGAUCCGCCAUCGUACACUGGCGAAACGGGUGAUAUCGUGCGUCUCACCUGCCAGCCAACCACUUCUAUCUUGCUCGUUUACGAGUGGAAUAAAGACGGUUAUCCAGUGUACCGCCAGCGCAACGUUAUCAUCAGUGGCAAUACGAUUGAGAUCCGCGAGUCCACGCCCCGCGACUCCGGUCUCUACACUUGCAUAGGCAUUGAUCAACGCGGACGACGCAACUACACCAACGACGCGCAGGUAGUGAUCGAAGAUAGUUCAUAUUCCGUACCAGGACCUCAGCCAGGACCACUGCCGGGCACUAUUGCACCCGUUGUAAAGCGUUUGCCAGAUGAGAACCAUAUCGUGCAGGGUCAAGAUUUCUCCAUUACUUGUGAGGCCACCGGCUCGCCCUACCCCAACAUCAAAUGGACUAAGGUUCAUGAAGCGCUCGCUGACAAUGUGCAACAAACCGGUAACGUUUUGCGCAUCAUAAACGCGCGUCCUGAGAACCGCGGCAUGUAUCUGUGUAUCGCUGAGAAUGUUGCUGGAUCUCAUGAAUCGAACACUAUUAUUGAUGUUGAACCACGUGAAAGCCCUUCCGUCGAUAUACAUCCACCUGAGCCGCAAACGGUAAAUGUGGGCACCGAAGCGAUGCUUUACUGCAGUGCCACUGGCAUACCCGAUCCCAGCGUACAGUGGCGUCGCGUCGACGGCAAACCGUUAUCACCACGUAGCAAGGAAAUCAGCGCCGGUUACAUUAUCAUCGGAAAUAUUCAAGUAGAAGACUCUGGUGAUUAUGAGUGUGUCGCAAAGAACGACGUUGGACGCGCGACUGGCAUACAAUCAGUACGCGUUUUGGUGCCACCAGUGAUAACUCUAGAGCCAAGCGAUGAAGUUCUGAGCUUAACUGAAGGUGAUGAACUCAAGGUGGUCUGCACCGCCACUGGCGUACCCAGCCCAACUGUGCAAUGGGUGGACGAGAGUACCGAAUUCACGCGUGCCUCCCUGCCGACCAGUCCACAAUACAACGAGGCCUUCCUGGAGAAAUAUCGCAUCGACCGCAAUGAUGCCAAAUCGUACAAGUGCAUCGCAAGCAACGAAGCAGGCACUGCGGAGAGCUACAUCUCUGUGGAUGUACGUCCACGCCGCGGCGAUGCGUCCAACGACAGCGAUGUGAUUCGGAAUCCACAAUAUCCAUAUCCGUACCAACCACAACCACCCCCACAAUACCCACCAACGCGUCAGCCAGGCUACGGUCCACCGCAAAACAUUUAUCGCGCCAAUGAAGGCGACGCCGUCACACUCACCUGUGACUUGAAUAACGUACCGAACCUGUCAACACGUUGGGAGCGUGUGGAUGGCCGUCCACUGCCAGAUAACUCAUACUUCGAACGCAACAGUCUGAUCAUCAAACGUGUCGAGGAGCAGAACAGCGGCAAGUACCGCUGCAAUGCAUUGGACAACCGCGGCGCUGUUGUGACAUUCGUCAUCGCCGAGCUGGUUUUAGUGCCCAUUCCACACAUCACAUUCCACCCCAAGAUGCCCAUCUUGGUGGCGCCGAAUGACAACAUCGACAUCUACUGUGAAGUCACUGGUGAACAGCCCAUCGACGUCGCCUGGCACACGGACAACAACCGACCACUCACUGACUCCGUGCGUAUAGAUGGGCAAUACUUGCGCUUCGUCUCCAUUACCCCAGCUGAUGCGGGCCGCUACUACUGCUCGGCCUCGAAUCGCUACGGCAACACCACCAACAUGGCCGAAGUGGUCGUGAACCGUAAUGGAGCCUAUCAGCCAGCACCGCGCGCUCAAGUCUAUGACAUUCCCGAGGGUGAAGAUGUGACGCUGCAGUGUGAUGUGCAGAGCGCGCGCGAACCUAUACGGGGCGAAAUAAGAUACGAAUGGCGUCGCCAAGAUGGUCGCCCGCUGCCACGCAGUGCUCUGAUCCGCGAUCAACGACUCUACCUGCGCGGUGUGCUGAAACAGGAUGAAGGCCGUUACGUCUGCGAGUCAUAUUCGACUGGCGGCGGCCGUUCACAGUCAUCAUUUGUAGAUCUGAAUAUCAAGCGAGGUUACAGCUUAAGUGAGGUCCCAUGCGUGAUAUUCUAUUUCUGUACAGAUUUCAAACCCACCAAAGCGCUGGUCUCCAAGCCGCCAAAGCGUCUUUCCUACGCCUGCCAGCCGAGCGAUUUUAAAUGCGUGUCGCAUCCGCACACCUGCAUCAAAGCCUCAAUGGUCUGCGACGGCAUACACGACUGCACCGAUCACUCGGACGAGUUCAAUUGUACGCCACCAGCGCCACCACCGCCAACGACACUGAAGCUUUCCACUUCGACUACACUGGCGACUGCGCGGCCAACAGCCACGGCAACGCCUCAACCGGUGCCGCUGUCCGCGCCAUCAUCCCAGAAGCCAUCGCACAAGCCGAGCUACAAGCGCUGGAAGAAACGCCACAGCGGCCACAAGGAGCGACGCAGCAAUCACACGCACACGCAUAAACGCAAACAGCGGCUGCGGCUGAAAAAGCGACGCCACCUGCUGUCAACGCCUGUUUUCCGCCCACUCGCAGCGGCAGCGCCAAUAAUACCACAGCCGCUACCGGAGCGUCCCACCCCACCUCCUCAGCAGCAGACACGCCCACGCGAUUUAAGCCUAAAGCUGGACCAACAGUCAUCGCAGCUCCGCAUCGGUGAAUCGACAGAGGUUGAAUGUUACUCUUCGGACAGCAGCUACACAGAUGUCAUUUGGGAGCGUGCAGAUGGCUCACCACUACCACCGCACAUACAGCAAAUCGGCAAUCGCCUCAUCAUUUCACAUGUCUCCGCUUCCGACGCGGGUAACUAUGUCUGCAAGUGCAAGACCGACGAGGGCGACCUGUAUACCACUAGCUACGAAUUAGGCAUCGAAGAGUGGCCGCACGAAUGGAAGCGCCCGAAGUUGGUGCACGCCAGUGUUGGUUCCACUGCUCAAUUGAACUGCGACGCCGAAAUACCGGGCAGCUAUCGUUGGUCUCGUCAGUACGGACAAAUGCAAGCCGACCGCGUUCUAUUCAAUGAACGCCUUGAAUUGCAAGAUGUCCAAGCGAAUGACGCCGGCACUUAUAUUUGCACGUCGAGUACACCUGAUGGACAGUCGAUCGACUAUCCCACCAUACUUGUAGUUACUGGCGCCAUCCCACAGUUCCAUCAGGAACCCAUCAGUUAUAUGUCCUUCCCCACACUGCCCGAGUCGUACAUUAAGUUUAACUUUGAUAUCACAUUCCGACCCGAACAAGGCAACGGUCUGUUGCUGUUCAACGGACAAAAGCGCGGCAGCGGUGACUAUAUCUCACUGUCGCUGAAAGACCGCUAUCCCGAAUUCCGCUUCGACUUCGAUGGCAAACCGUUGGUUAUACGCGCCGAACGUCCAGUCUCACUCAAAGAAUGGCACACGAUACGCGUUAAUCGCUUCCGCCGCGAUGGCUAUAUGCAGGUCGAUGAUCAGCAUCCAGUUGCAUUCCCCACACAAGCGCAGAUCUCUCCGCUGGAUCUAAUCGAAGAUUUGUUCAUCGGUGGCGUGCCUAACUGGGAUAUGCUGCCGCUUGACGCCAUCGACCAACAAGUCGGCUUUGUUGGUUGUAUUAGCCGACUCACGCUUCAGGGUACAAUUGUUGAAUUAAUGAAGGAGGCCAAACUGAAAGAGGGCGUCACUGCUUGCCGUCCGUGUCAACAAAACCCAUGCAAAAAUGGCGGCAUCUGUUUGGAGAGUCAAACUGAAACGGCGUACACUUGUAUCUGCCAACAGGGUUGGACCGGAAAUAACUGCGGCGUCGAGGGCACACAGUGCACUCCCGGCAUUUGUGGUAGUGGACGUUGUGAGAACACUGAGUUCGGCAUGGAAUGCCUUUGUCCAUUGAACAAGACCGGCGAUCGUUGUCAAUAUAUUGAGCAUCUGAAUGAAAACAGCUUGGCAUUCAAACUCAACAGCUACGCAGCUUACCCCACACCACGCGCUUCCAAACUGAAUGUCAAAUUCAAAGUACGACCAAACUCGUUGCAAGACGCCGUACUCCUCUACGCCGCGGAAUCAAAACUACCCAGCGGCGACUUCAUUGCUGUCUUGCUACAUGACAAACACGUGGAACUGAUUAUAAAUACCGGCGCACGUCUAAACCCUAUAUUGGUACGUUCGCAGAAUCCACUGCCAAUAAACAAAUGGACCGAAAUUGAAGUGUCACGCCGUUUCGGCGAAGGCAUUUUGCGCGUUGGCAAUGAGCCAGAGCAGCGGGCGAAGGCGACUAAAUUGGCACGCAUUCUGUACAUAAAGACACCGCUAUACCUGGGAGGCUACGAUCACGAAAAUAUUAAACUCAACCGUGACGUGAAUAUCACACAAGGCUUCGAUGGUUGCAUCUCGGGCUUGUUCGAAGGCCAACGACAGAUCAAUCUUAUUGCCGACAUCCAUGACGCGGCGAACAUCCAGAACUGUGGUGAAAUCAAUGAGAUCGAUCAGAAUGAAUCGUUCGACAACUACGAGCACGAAGCGACAAAUAUCCAACAAGCGUCAGGCAAACCAAUUGAAUCGCCGAGUGAAAAGGAGGACCAACAAGUAGACGCAUGCGCGAGUGAUCCAUGUGAAAAUGGCGGCAGUUGCAGCGUGCACAAUGGCGAGGCCGUAUGCGCGUGUACAAUUGGCUUCACCGGAAAGCACUGUGAAGAACACAUAACUAUCGAAUACGAUGCCAACUUCCAUGGCAACGGCUACCUUGAAGUAGAUCGCAAUCAAUUCAACUCAGACGUCGACCAAAAAUACUCAUUUGCAGCAAUGGUCUUCUCCACAACCGAUCCAAAUGGUCUGCUGCUUUGGUGGGGUCAGAAAAAGGACGAGGAAUACACCGGACAAGACUUCAUGGCGUUAGCCAUAGUCGAUGGCACUGUGGAAUUCUCGUUUCGUCUCAACGGCGAAGAAACCGUCAUACGCAAUCCGGACAAACGCAUCGACGAUGGACGUCGCCACAUUGUGUUGAUCAAACGCACGGACAAUACUGCCAUACUGGAGCUGGACCAUCUAUUGGAUGCCGGCGAAACACGUCCGACCGGCAAGGACAAGAUGAGUCUACCAGGACAUGUGUUCAUUGGUGGCACCCCGGACGUUGCCAAAUUCACUGGCGGCCGCUACACCAAGAACUUCAACGGCUGCGUGCGCGUCGUAGAGGGUGAUGCGCACGGCUUAAUACAACUGGGCACAGCGGCCAUUAGUGGCAAGAAUGUCGACAUAUGUCCGCAAGCCGACGACGAGUCUCUUGGCACCGAACCACCAGUCGUUUGAACGUAGCUUUUAAAUAUUAUAUAUACAUUUUUUUAUAAAUAUAAAUUCUUCUUAAGUUACAACACAGAACCACACAAAUGCGCGCACACACACACAAAACACAGAUAAUUUAAUGGAUUCGAAAGCUAACAACAAAAAAUGCAGAUUAAACGAAAAGCACGUCGAGUCCAACUCAUUCGGUAUUCUACGCUUUUAAUUUUUUUGUUUUUUUUUUUGUUCUACUCUCAUUUUGUAACAGAUUUUAACUUAAGCGCACAACAACAAUACAACAAAGCUAAUUUUAAUGAAACUUGUGUCAUAUAUUUUGCAAUAAUUUCUUAAUUUGUAAGUUUAAUUUUUUCGAAGAAAACUGAUUCCAAAUACCAAAAAGUCGACAACUUUCAAAAACUGCCCAGCGCCGCCACUCGUUUUUUUUCACUGCGUUAAUUUUGUUCGUUCAAAAUUUUGUGACGUACAAGCGGAAAUUUCUUUUAGUUUUAAUUAACUUAGAGUUAAAUAAAAACAUUAAAAAUAACCCAUAAAACUAAUGCGAAAAUAUUAUCUGUAAAUUGAUGUUAGUCACGCGUACAUAAACAAUAUUUUUCUGUUCAUUUUCGCGGCUGAGUUGCCCCGUGGCAAGGAAAGGAUUAAAGGAAAGGAUUGAAGUGGUAAAGAAACAUAUUUAAUUUGAAUUAAAGUUUUAGUUUUGGAAUUUAAUGCUCAAAUUAUUAUUUUUUAACUACGUUAUAGUUUGAAUGUGAACUUUUAGUAAAAAGUUAUAGUUUUUGACCUCAACAUAAAAUGUACGCCAGUCUAAUAUUAUAAUAAUUAAUACUAAUGCAUUAAAACACUUCAAAGUAAUAAUUAAUUUUUCUACUUAUAUUUGUAUGUAAAUGAAAAAAACAAAAAGCAAAAAACAAAAAACAAAAACGAAACUAAAAGGAAAAAGAAAAUCGAUACGACUAUCGUUAUGUAUGGCAAAUAAUUGUAUAAAGCGUUAAUAAGUAAAUAAAUAAUUAAUAUUAAUAAUAAAAGUAAAAAACAAAUAAAUGAACAGCGACUAAAAAUAAACGAAAUAAAUCUUUGCAUUGAAAUGUGCAAGUAUAAAA